This is a messenger RNA of Zonotrichia albicollis (white-throated sparrow), 1244 nucleotides long. Lineage: Eukaryota; Metazoa; Chordata; Aves; Passeriformes; Passerellidae. The record is from RefSeq and is a predicted model, not a curated record.
AACGAACUCUGUGGGAUAUUUGUCGACCUUUACAGUUAUGGAGCCAAAAUCCGUGCCCCACACGCCCUGGUGAUGACUUUCCUGUUCAAGAGUGGGAGUUUCAGGGAGAAGCUGAAGUCCAUUGCCCAGGCCACGUACGCCCACUCCCGGAACCUGGCUUAUUUUGUGUUCACCUACAAAGGGCUCCUGGCAGCCCAGUCCCAGCUGCAGGGGAAAAAAAUCCCAUUCCAUUCCUUCCUUGCAGCCUGCAUUGGGGGCUGGCUGGUGUUUGGUGACAACAAUCCCAUCAACAGCCAGAUCAUCAUGUACCUGCUGUCCCGCAUCCUGUUCGGGCUGUCCCGGCUGGCUGUGCAGAAGGGCUUCAUCCCCCAGCCCAGGCAGGAUCCCUUCCCUCUGCUGGCUGCCCUGGUGUGGGGGACAGUCCUGUGGCUCUUUGAGUACCACAGGGACACUCUGCAGCCCUCCCUGCAGUCCUCCAUGACCUACCUGUACGAGGACAGUGAGGUGUGGCACGACGUGUCUGACUUCCUCAUCUACAACAAAAGGACACACAGCAAGUAGGUGCUUCCCUCUAAACCACCUUGGAAUGGGAUGGGACCUCCCAGCAGCUGGGAGGAAAAGGUUAUUCUGUUGCUUUUGACCUGUGGUUUUUUAAAAUUAACAUCUGUCAAGCAGAGUUGGCUCUUAUCUCCAAGCCUGAAUGUUCUGAGCAGUUUUUUGGCUCCUUUUAGAGCAAGCUCAACCCCCACAGAAACUUGUUGCAGUCUGGUUUUAAGAGGCCUCAUUUUCCCUACAAGUGUGGCAUUGGGGUUUGUUCUUUAAAAACUAAAUAUAUUUAUAAAAUGACAGCCUGACACUAAGUGGAGAGUGUGAAACCAUGUUCUAGGGCUCAUCUGAAUGUGUACAAGUGUUUUUUUCUGUGCUGGUGGGAUUGAGGGUGAAGGGAGUGUGGGACUUGCUGAGCUCUGAAAGCAGGGCCAUCAUUUCUUCAUUGCUGUGGAUGGCUGAGAAUCCUGUUUAAACUAUUAUAAGGACAGUUAUGUGCUCCUUGAGAGAGUUCCUGUGCAGUUUUCCCUCAGGGAGACAAUAAAAUGUGUGAGAAUUGAACUGUUAGGAUUGUCUUGUACCAGCCUGGUAAAUCAGGCUUGCAAAGACUAUUUUUGCUUGGUUCCUUUCCUGCACUUGGGCUGAAUCUGUGCCUCUAUGAAAUGCACUAAUGAAUACCCUGUAAUUAUUUUAAACUU